Molecule: messenger RNA, 927 nt
Organism: Penicillium soppii
Lineage: Eukaryota; Fungi; Ascomycota; Eurotiomycetes; Eurotiales; Aspergillaceae
Product: sugar phosphate isomerase/epimerase family protein
Exons: 7
Coding region: 1-927 (308 amino acids)
Source: RefSeq, a predicted model, not a curated record
AUGAAAAUCGACCGUUUUCGAUCUGCCUGGGGAAUUGCUCCUGGUCCGAAUAUGGAUCACUGGGCUCAAUGGUUUCCAGUACUGAAGGCCCAGGGCUACAGUACGUACAGAGACUCCAAGUUUUGGCUAACAUGUGGUGUCGAAGUGGACAUUCAUCCGCUGGACCCAAGUAGAGACUUUCCCCGCCUCAGGGAACUAUGCGACCAGACCGACUUGGAGCUUGGACUAAUGAUACACUCGUCUUGGUUUCAGUAUCUCGGACCCCGGCCGGCUGGCACCAAAGCAGACGACCACUUGCGGAAUUAUCGAAGCCUGCUAGAAUCAAUUCAGCAAUUGAAACCUUCCACUAUGAACUUUCAAUCGGGAGACCAAAGAGACCUCUGGGACGUCGAGGAGUCAAUUAAGUUCUAUAAAGGGACAAUCCACAUCGACAGCGAGCUCGGAAUAUCUGGUCGAGUCUACCACGAGACCCAUAGAAACCGAUCACUUUUCACACCCUAUGCCACACGGCGCAUUUUGGAGGCUGUCCCCGAACUUCGGAUCACCGCUGAUUUCUCUCACUGGAUGGUUGGAUGUGAGAGAGUUCUGGAUAUCAGUGAAGGCGAUAAAGUCAUGAUGGACGCCAUCGUGCCCCAUGUUUACCAUAUCCAUGCCAGAAUAGGAACAACACAAGCAUCGCAAUGUCCUGAGCCCACGAACCCCGUCUUCAGAGAAGAGAAGGAGUGCUUCGAGAGGAUAUGGAAAAAUGUCAUCCGAGCGCGGGUCAAGGAUGGAACAACAAGAAGGAUCGUUUUUGUGCCGGAAUAUGGACCAUUCCCAUAUCACCCGAUUGGAAGCGCCAAAACCCACAGCGAGGUGGCAGAUGAGGAGGGUAAACGGUUGCAAGUCCUGUUUGAUGGGUAUGCUGCAAGCUCAGCCAAUGCUUGA